Sycon ciliatum is the source of this 2131-nucleotide messenger RNA. RefSeq names its product protein IMPACT-A-like. Gene Ontology annotation, biological process: regulation of translational initiation; GCN2-mediated signaling. Gene Ontology annotation, cellular component: cytoplasm. Gene Ontology annotation, molecular function: protein binding. Lineage: Eukaryota; Metazoa; Porifera; Calcarea; Leucosolenida; Sycettidae. Bases 170 to 1273 code for a protein of 367 amino acids. The record is from RefSeq and is a predicted model, not a curated record. The transcript has 13 exons.
UGCAAGGAAGACAUCGACACCACAUGCACAACUUCACAAUUGUACAAGUCUCGUUGGUAGAAAGUUUUCUUGUGGCCUCUUUCGUCCAUGAUCUGUGCAUUGUUGUGUGAACAGCUUUACGUAGUGCAGCAUCUUUCGUGAAUGGAUUGCUAUGCACUAAAUCUGUCUAAUGUCCGAAUCUGAGAACUUGGAAGCCCAGCUUGAGGAGAUCACUGUCAUCUCGUCAAUUUACGGCGAUGACUUUGUGACUAUCAAUGAGGACUUCGGUACGCACUCGCUUCGUGUGACGGAUGGUUGUGAGCCGCCACGUUUGUUCUUGAACUUAGAGAUUACGUUUCUCAAUUCCUAUCCUAGUGACAGCCCUCCACUCUACGCCAUUGGGGCCGACUGGGUCACCAACGAAGUGGAGGAUACAAUCUCAUCGAAGCUUGAGUCGCUCUAUGAGGAAGCCCCAGGUGAAGUUGUCCUCUACCGCUGGGGAGAGUGGUUGAGAGAGUUCCUUGUCCACCAAUCCGAAACGCUAAGUAGUUUAUGCACAGGACCUGAUGAAGAUCGACAUUCUCCGAAUCACAUAGCAGCGGCCCCUGCUGCCAGCACUGCUGCUGUAGCUGCAGCUGCUGAGAGUCUAGCUGAUGAUACAACCGGUCUCAGCCAGCGCACUAUCGCAGCACUGUCCUUAUCUGAUCAUCCAGAGCCCAGGCCAGCAUCUCACAGCCACAGUCACGUCCAACAGGCACACGCCACUCCGGAGGUGCAGCAGCAGCAGCCGUCCAGCAUGGGCGGAGGACCGCGGCGUGCUGUGCAGAUGGUGGGCAAGGCAGCUGCACGACUGCAAUCAGAAAAAGCACCAACUAUUCUGCAUGGUGAAACAAUGACGGAUCGAAAGAGCACGUUUCAGCCUCACUGCGCAGCCGUGACCACUCUGGACCAGGUCAAGCUGGUGCAAGCAGAGUUGUUGACCAAUCGAAAGAUAGCAUCCGCCACACAUAACAUUAUGGCCUACAGAAUAUUUGAUGAAGCUCGCAACGCCUGGCUGCAGGACAGUGAUGAUGAUGGAGAGACUGCUGCUGGAUCACGCAUGCUACAUCUUAUGCAGAUUUUAGAUGUGAAGAAUGUGGUGGUGAUAGUCACUCGCUGGUACGGUGGUAUACAUCUGGGUGCCGACCGCUUUAAGCACAUCAACAGCUGUACGCGCUCAGUGCUUGUGCAGUUUGGUGCCGUUCCAGAAAAGGAGCAGGCAAAGUCGGGAAAGGGCAAGAAGAGCAAGAAGUAGACUGAUUACCAGCACACGUACACCUGCCUGGACUGAAACCGUCAGUUCACAACUCUGCUAUGACCUUUAAGGCUUGUGUAACUUAUUUUGUGCUGUGUUCUGCGCACGGCUUAUUAUUUUGUAGAUGCUCAAAGGACUGAUGACAGAUUGUAGCGUUAGGAGUGAAGUUUAAAAGUGCAAGGAGCUAGUGUGCUCGUUGCAUGGCUUGACUGCUAGGACAGUGACCACACCGCAGUACUGUACAAUGCAUAUAUGCAUAUGCACAGUGACCACACCACACUACUGUACGGUGUACUGGCUGGCUAGCACUCCGUGCUGGGAACACAGCACCGUGUGACGGUGCGGCACCACCACCAUAUGGGUGGUAGCCUAACCUAGCUUCUGUGUUGACAGGCAGCCAGGUGCUUAUCAAGUUAUAGUAGCAAUGUGACCUACAUCCAGUGCAUGCAGUUGGCCUGUUGAGCUUCUCAUUCAGUGCAGUGACUUGUAUUGAUCAUGUUCUUUCUUUCUAGAAACUCAUCUAUAGCUGAUGGUGGGUAGUGGUUCAGCAAUUUUUUUAAAUAUAAUUUCCCUCUUGCUCUUUAGGUAUUAGAUAAGGCUGAUCUAUUUUCAAAGAGUAUGCAGCAGCAGCUGAAAUAAAACUGCUGCUUUCGGCCUGUUUAUCAAUUUUUUAAAUCAAUUUCAGCGCUGUAUGGAGGAAAUUUAUUUGUCAGUAUCUACAACUUGGAGUCCUGUUGCUGGUGUAAUGGUGUCGGCUAGAGAGAUUUGGUCGAGGUGGAUUUGCUUCAUUUCAUUGAUCGAUUUUCCUCUAUAAUAGCAGUGUAUCCGUUAUAAAGUUCCUUGUAUCUGUGCCAUGGU